This is a messenger RNA of Bufo gargarizans (Asiatic toad), 6119 nucleotides long. Its product is annotated as negative elongation factor B-like. Gene Ontology annotation, cellular component: nucleus; NELF complex. The record is from RefSeq and is a predicted model, not a curated record. Lineage: Eukaryota; Metazoa; Chordata; Amphibia; Anura; Bufonidae. The transcript is spliced from 13 exons. Bases 178 to 1914 code for a protein of 578 amino acids. Gene Ontology annotation, biological process: negative regulation of transcription elongation by RNA polymerase II.
GUGACGUCGUGAUCGCUGCGCCUGAGGCGGAAGUGUACUAUUUUUGAUUGCAGAGCCCAGGACCGGGGUUACCCUGGAUACUGGAGGUUUGUGGGACGCCCUAAGGGCCAGUAGGAGCAGGGCCCCAACCUGGACAAGCCUGUAGCCCGGAGUGUGGAGGGAAGAGCGGCGCUCAGGAUGUUCGCGGGGCUGCAGGAGCUCGGGGUCGCCAACGGGGAAGAUCUGAAGGAAACACUGACCAACUGCACCGAACCCCUGAAAGCCAUAGAGCAGUUCCAGACAGAAAAUGGCGUCCUGUUGCCGUCACUGCAGUCAGCGCUGCCGUUUCUGGAUCUUCACAGCAUCCCCCGGCUCGAGUUCCACCAGACUGUGUUCGAUGAACUAAGGGAGAAGCUGCUGGAGAAAGUGUCGGCCAUCGCAGCAGAAGGAAAACACGGGGACAGAUACACCAAGUUAGAAGAGCUCUUAGAGAAGUCUUUCCCCCUGGUGAAGAUGCCGUCCAUCCAGCCGGUGGUCAUGUGUGUCAUGAAGCACUUGCCCAAGGUGCCCGAGAAGAAGCUGAAGCUGGUGAUGGCCGACAAGGAUCUGUAUAAAGCCUGCUCCGUGGAGGUGAAGCGGCAGAUCUGGCAGGAUAACCAGGCUCUGUUCGGGGACGAGGUCUCUCCUCUGCUCAAGCAGUACAUCCAGGAGAAGGAGAACGUACUGCUCAGCAGCGACCUCUCCGUCCUGCACAACUUCUUCAGCCAGUCCCCAAAGACCAGACGACAGGGGGAGGUGGUUCAUAAACUGACUCAGAUGAUCGGGAAGAACGUGAAGCUGUAUGACAUGGUCCUGCAGUUCCUGCGCACUCUCUUCUUGAGGACCCGAAACGUUCACUACUGCACGCUGCGGGCGGAGCUUCUUAUGUCCUUACAUGACCUGGACGUCAGUGAGAUCUGCACAGUCGACCCCUGCCACAAGUUCACCUGGUGCCUGGACGCCUGCAUCCGAGAGAAGUUUGUGGACGCAAAGAGAGCUCGAGAGUUACAGGGAUUUCUCGAUGGAGUGAAGAAGGGUCAAGAACAGGUUCUGGGAGAUUUAUCCAUGAUCUUGUGUGACCCGUUCGCCAUCAACACUUUAGCUUUGAGCACCAUCCGGAACCUGCAGGAGCUGAUCGGCCAAGAAUCCCUCCCCAGGGACAACCAUGAAUUGCAUCUGCUUCUCAGAAUGCUUUCCCUGGGGCACGGAGCCUGGGACAUGAUAGACAGCCAGGUGUUUAAGGAGCCCAAGCUGGAUACGGAGCUGAUCACCAAGUUCUUGCCUCUCCUGAUGUCCUUGGUGGUUGAUGACUACACAUAUAAUGUAGAACACAAGUUACCGACAGAAGAGAAAGUGCCCGUCAUGUACCCCAAUACCCUGCCGGAUGUCUUUACUAAGUUUCUGCAGGAGAACAGAAUUGCCUGUGAGAUUGGACUCUACUACCUGUUGCACAUCACAAAGCAGAGGAAUAAGAACUCGCUGCUCCGCCUGCUGCCCGCCGUCAAAGUGACCUACAACGACACGGCGUUCACCGACAUCUUCCUGCACCUCUUCACCAGUAACCUGACGCUUCUGUCUGAGGAGUUUGGUUCAGAAGAAUUUUGCACCCACAUCUUUGACAGCUUCUUUCUGAUGGCUCUCACCAAAAAAGAAAAUAUCCACAGACAUGUCCUCCGCCUGCUGCUUCACCUCCACCACAAAGUGGCACCUUCCAAACUGGAGUCUUUACAGAAAGCCUUGGAACCUACCAAAACGAGUGGCGAGCCAGUAAAGGAGCUCUACAACCAGCUGAGCGAUAAGCUGCAGCAGAAGAAAGCCAGCCCCCCGGCCGCAGAACCAGAGCCUGCCGCCAUGGACUUGUCCCUGCACAACAUGCCCACACCGCCGGUGGUUUAAUCUCUCUCAUGGUGCCAGGAGUGGCGUAUAAAGGUGCCCACAUACUGUGAUAUAAGCCGGACAUUUAGGCUGGGUUCAGAAGUGACAAAAAAAUCAGUUGUGGAUUGUGUUGCAUUUCCGCAGCAAAAACCCAGUGUACGACAGCGGUAAUAUCAUCGGAGUUCACCUUCUCCAUGGCAAAGGGUGAAAUCCACAAUGCCGGCCGCACCUCUUCCUUGCGUUUUUUGUGCGGAUGAGAAUUCAGAGAUUCGCAUCCAUAUUGCUAGUGCUGUACAACGCUGCAGCUUUGCCGCAAAAAUCCGCCAUGGCAAAGCUGCAGCUAAUGAGUCACGUGUGACCCCGGCCUUAUGCAACGCGCACCUGACCUCUUUGGGUGGAGUGUUUCCUUAAAUGCUCCCCAUAUGCUUCAAGUUUAUGUGAAUGUUCUGUGUAUCUGCGGAUGAUAGUAUUAGGCUAGGGUUACACGACGAUGGUGGGCACGCAAAACACGAUGCACCGUGACAUUGCCGGUAGUGAUUGGGAUCACGUUGUGGCAUGUGACAUUGCCUGCACAGACUUCAAUGCAAGUCGUGCGUGAUCGCAACUGUUUUGCUGCGUUUUUUGUUUUGUUAACCAUCUAAGCAAAAUUGCGCGCGACUCAGAUCAUAAAAGUCGCAUAAGAGCAAAUGAAGUCACAUGAAAAGAGUCGCCAUGUAGCCGUAGCUAUUGCUGUGUAACUGGCAAGAUGGCCGCCACACACACCAGACUCUUGCCUUGUGUUGAAAUAGAUUUUUAUUUUAUUUUUACCAAAUGGAAAUAAACAUUUGUGGGUUUUUUUUAAUACAUUUUUCCAGCUGUCACAUUGCUUUUUCCAGGGCAGAAUUAGUAAGACUGGGUUUACACAGUAAGGAACUCUUAAAGGGAUGGUAUAGGGCAGGGAUCAGCAACCUUUGGCACUCCAGCUGCUGUGAAACUACAAUUCCCAGCGUGCUCAGCUGUUCUAACCCCCACAGAAGUGAAUGAAGCAUUCUGGGAGUUGUAGUUUCUGAACAGCUGGAGUUGCGGAGGUUGCUAAGCCCUGGUACAGGGAUUGAACAUACAGCAGUGCAGCUCCAUCCUCCACUAUGUAAUGAACAGACUGGUUCUCCAUGACUACAGGAGCUCAGGCGGAUCAGGUCGUGCAGUCGCAGUUUCCCUUAGGCAUUUAUGGCGCAUGAACAGGCUCCAUUGACAUUUAUAGGUAUUACAGAAAGGGCAGAGCCGAUAUUAGGGCCUUCACCUACCAGCUGCGUCAUAUCUUGUGGUUAUAUCCUACAUGCCUAAGAUUGGAAUAGCCCCUUAAGGGGCAUCUGUCAGCAGCUUUGUCUCUAUGACACUGACCAACCUGUUACAGGUGCGUUUGGCAACUAAAGACAUCUGCGUUGGUCCCUUCUUAAUAUAUGCAAAUGAGCCUCUAGGAGCAACAGGGGCGUUACCAUUACACCUAGAGGCUCUGCUUUCUCUGCAACUGCUGCGCCCUCUGGACUUUGACUUUAGGAUAGGUCAUCAGUGUAUGAUUGUUGGGGGUCCCCUGUGCAGGACCCCCACAGCUCAUCAGAAGGUAGAGGCACGGACACUGCUGAAUGUUCAGUCUCAUUCAGUGUAGACAUCCUGGGGUCUCAUAGAGAGAACUGUGCCAGAAGAGCAGCGCUGCUCAUGUCGCUCAGAGUCCAAUAGUCAUUUCACAGCUGACGAUCAGAAAGGAGAGCAGCAUUCCACAUCGCCACACUAUGCGUUAUGUGUAGUGUUGAGCGAACUUGUGUUUUGAGUUCGGCGUCUAAAAUUCGGGCUCGGGUUAUCGAAGAAUCGCGUUAUGGAUUCCGCUACCACGGACCAUAACUGAAUUUAGAAUCCAUAACGCGAUUCUUCGAUAACCCGAGCCCGAACUUUAGACGCCGAAUUUAAGACACAAGUUCGCUCCACACUAGUUAUGUGCUCUGCCCGGCGCCCACACGCUCCACACUAGUUAUGUGCUCUGCCCGGCGCCCACACGCUCCACACUAGUUAUGUGCUCUGCCCGGCGCCCAUACGCUCCACACUAGUUAUGUGCUCUGCCCGGCGCCCAUACUACACAGUCCUAACACUGCAGAUCCUAGCGGAGGAUCAGCUACAACCAGCCAUCCUCUGCAGGGAUCCGUGUUUCAUCAAUCUGUGGAUGGGAUGUGGAGCAGAUGAGCGAUAAUACUGUAUACAGUCUACAGGGUUAGUCAACGUGUAUGCUCAAUAUUCCCUAAUACAGAAUGAUUCGGAAAAAUCUGCAUGAGUCCAUGUGUGUGAUACGCCUGUAGAUAAAUGCCAAGUCACUGCCAGUGGUGCCAGCAUCACCCAGCGACUAUGUCAGUGGACUCGCAUUUCAAUUAAAAUACUGCUGUGAGUGAGAAAAAGUAGAAAUAGGUUCUAGGGGGGUCUUUGCAUUUACGUCUGAGCAUGCAGAGCUGCAGUAUAAAGCAUGGACAAAUCUAUAGUCCAAGUCCCUAAAGUACUCCUGGAGACCAUGCUCCUCAUACUAGUCCUCAUCAUUGUCUUCCUCAGUUAGUAGUAUUUUGGGAAUGUCUGCUGGAAUUUCCUGUUCCUCAAAUUUGCCCUGAAAUGAAAUGGAGAGGUCCACGAUCCUAUCCAGAGGACAACUUGUGACAUCUCUAGCCCUGGCCAACCUCAGGGCAGGUUCUGAAGAACCACCUGGAAGAUCUUGACCGGGCAACAUGAAUGACUUCUUCAGGACACUCUUACUAAAGGUAGGUCCUCGAGGCGUACAAGCUCUAAGAAUCCUAGGGUCAUUCUUUUUGGUCGGACCUCCUCUAUUGCUGUCCAUUGGUGGCGGUACUGGCAUGGUCCAGUCUAUGCUGUUAUCAGGGGUGAACUCAAACUUCAGUUUGGGAAUAAAAAUGGCGUUUUCAUCUGUACUUCUUGUCAGGACCAGGACUCCUUGACUUUGUCUUAAAAUGUCAUUAGUUCUCAACCGGACACGUUGAGAUCCCACUUCUGUUGCGUUAUGUUCGUGUGGAGGAAGAUCUGGUGUCUUCAAGUUGUCUUCAGCUGAAUUUGACUCAUUGUCCAACUUUGGAGGAACAGAGUCCUUUUGGGCUUGAGGUGACACUGGAUGAGAGAUAUCAUCAUUGGGACCUGUAUCUUUCAGGUGGCUAUGAUUUGACUGACAUUUUUCUUGACCUUCUGUGGUUGGUUCUACUUCUGAAGGCUUAUAUGAACCAUCAACCACAUUAAUGUCAGGACAUCUAGGUUGGGGUUUGCUAGUAGGUGGAUCUUCAGUUUGGUUCUCUACGUCAUGACAUAAAGGUGGUUGUGAAAGUGCCUGCUCGUCUCCUGGAGGCUGGUCUUGGCCAUCUCCAGUCAGUGGGUAACUAGAGUCAGUGACUAACAUCCCGACAUCUUGUUUAAUAAGGUUACCUUCUGUCUCCUCAGACAUUUCUGGGACGUUACUCAGGGGUGAGGACUUCUGAAUGUCCUGUACAUUGGAUUCUGCCAAGCUACUGGCAUCACGUAGGUCAUCUCCAGGCUGGGCAGUCUGUGCUGGAUCAUAAGACACUUGACCGUUGUCAGUGGUUCUGGAUUCAUCACAACCUUUGUCAUCCAGAUUCAGUUGAUUUAUUUGGUGGCUCAGUUGGUGGCCUCCAGUAUGUUCAUCUGAUGGCAGAGCCUUCACCGCUCCAGGCUGGUUCGUGUUCUCUCUAGGGGGAGGAUAUACAUGGAGGUGAGGUAUGGUCCAUAGUCUAUAUAUCUGCACAUGAGCACAAAAAUGGCCCUCACCUUCUGCUGGCAAUUCCCGUCCUCCUCCUGGAAGACUCUGUCUGUUUCACCGAUGACCUGGGUAAUGGGUGCUGCUUACGGCUCCAAGGCGGCUGUCUGUGAAGGGCUGUCUGACGAAGAAUGAUGUUCUGUUUCACGUCUCCUGCUCCCACCCAAAAGAAGAACAGGGAGAUAAGGGACCAUAUUCAAUGGUUGGUAGUAGACUAUAUUAACGGGAUUAUCAGAGGUGAAAAAAGGUUUGCUUUUUUUUCUCAUCCAGAAACAGCGCCCCCACCCAUCCAUGGGUUGUGACUAGUAUCGCGGCUCAUCACGAAUACUGUAAUACCAGACAAAACACAUGGACAUCAAUGUCACCAUUUCUAGAAUAAUAAUACAAUAAAUACUUGUACUCCUCAUAAUAAAACAUUUUCUUUAAAACUUUG